AUGGGUGCCGUCGUAUCUUGCAUCACCGGAAUGUUCCGCGCUAUUGGCGCCGGUCUCAUGGCCAUCGUUAACGGAAUCGGAGCCAUCCUCCAAGGCAUCAUCGGUGCCAUCGUCGCAUUCUUCGACGUCCUGAUCUCAUGCCUCACAUGCGGACGCGGUGGUGGCAGGAGAAAGAGGAGCCACGGACGACACACAAGCACGAUAUAG
This is a messenger RNA of Pseudogymnoascus verrucosus, 207 nucleotides long. RefSeq lists its product as uncharacterized. The transcript has 2 exons. NCBI's taxonomy places the organism in Eukaryota, Fungi, Ascomycota, Leotiomycetes, Thelebolales, Thelebolaceae. The record is from RefSeq and is a predicted model, not a curated record. The coding region runs from base 1 to 207 and encodes 68 amino acids.